AUGGAGGAUGAUUUUAAACCAUUAGUGGAGCAUCAAAGGUGGUUGAAUCCGAAUAUAAAAGAAGUGGUAAGAGCUGAGAUGAUAAAGUGGCUUGAUGUGGGUAUUAUUUAUCCAAUUUCAAAUAGUGCAUGGGUGAGCUUUGUUCAAGUGGUGCUAAAGAAAGAAAGUUUCACGGUUGUAGAAAAUGAGAAUAAUGAACUUAUACCUACAAGACCCUUGACCAGUUGGAGUGUAUGUAUUGACUAUCGCAAGCUUAACAAGAUUACUAUGAUGAAUCAUUUUCCUCUUCCUUUCAUUAAUCAAAUGCUUCAACGGUCAAUGGGGCAUUCUAAUUAUUGCUUUUUGGAUGGGUAUUUGGGCUAUAAUCAAAUUCCACUAGCUCUGUAG
Olea europaea var. sylvestris is the source of this 387-nucleotide messenger RNA. RefSeq lists its product as uncharacterized. The transcript has a single exon. NCBI's taxonomy places the organism in Eukaryota, Viridiplantae, Streptophyta, Magnoliopsida, Lamiales, Oleaceae. Bases 1 to 387 code for a protein of 128 amino acids. The record is from RefSeq and is a predicted model, not a curated record.